Oryza brachyantha (malo sina) is the source of this 764-nucleotide messenger RNA. Its product is annotated as peptidyl-prolyl cis-trans isomerase NIMA-interacting 4. Gene Ontology annotation, molecular function: DNA binding; peptidyl-prolyl cis-trans isomerase activity. NCBI's taxonomy places the organism in Eukaryota, Viridiplantae, Streptophyta, Magnoliopsida, Poales, Poaceae. Gene Ontology annotation, biological process: rRNA processing. The transcript is spliced from 4 exons. The coding region runs from base 97 to 546 and encodes 149 amino acids. The record is from RefSeq and is a predicted model, not a curated record.
AAUCAUCCGAAGUGCCCUCUUCGCCUCAUCUCGAUCUCGCCGAGCCUAUCUCACCAGCAACAGCAAGCUCGCCUAUAGGGUUUUUGCUAGCAGCAGAUGGGGAAGGACUCCAAGCCGAAGGACGCCAAGGGGAAGGGCAAGCAGGCGGCCGGCUCGUCCGGCGGCGGCGACGACGCCGGCGGCGGCAAGGGAGGGAAGGGCAAGGGCGGCAAGUCCGCCGACGGACUCGGCACCUGCACCUACGUCAAAGCGAGGCAUGUGUUGUGCGAGAAGCAGGGGAAGAUCAAUGAAGCGUACAAGAAGUUGCAGGAUGGCUGGUUGGACAACGGGGACAAGGUCCCUCCUGCCGAGUUUGCCAAGAUAGCCCAAGAAUUCUCUGAAUGUCCAUCUGGAAAGAAAGGUGGAGAUCUUGGAUGGUUCCCACGUGGAAAAAUGGCUGGCCCUUUCCAGGAUGUUGCAUUUAGCACACCUGUGGGAGCUUGCAGUGCACCAUUUAAGUCUACGCACGGCUACCACUUCAUCCUCUGUGAAGGGAGGAAGAACUGAUCAGCCUGGUUCAGAUUGGAACGGACACACCCUCAGGCAAACGACUUGUGUCUCUGUCUACUUAAUAAGCACUGAGUGAUGGGAGUUCAUGUUCUAUGCUUAGCCUUUCUAAUGAUGUCCCAAAGAGUUAAAAGAAAAACUGUGCUUUCUGUAAGUAACCUGUGAUGCCAAGCAUGCCAUUGCCAUCUAUUUGGGAUCUGCUGAGAUGUAGCAUUUCA